ACGUCACCGCGGCGGAGGAGAAGAAAGAGGCCUAGAAUGUUGCGGCGAGCUGUGGCGGCGGCGACAUUCGUUCACGAACCCUGAUCCGUGUCGGACGCGCCGCGCAAAUCGUGUCCUGCCCAGUUUGUGUACACCUGCCCUUUGCCGUAAGUGUUCGGAAUCAUGGACAGUCCGAAGAACAGUGCGUCUGCCGCGACGCAGAGCGCGUCCGAGGCGCAGCGUCUCUACAGCCUCUCCCUGUCCAAGAUCGCGCGCUCUCGCGCCGUCCGCGGCGGCAUCAGCCUGCACAAGAACCUGCUGGUGGCCACCGUCCUGCAGAAGGCGCGCUUCCAGAUCUACAUGGAGGACGUCCAGCAACUGUGGACGACGUCCAGCGAGCCCUCCAAGGAGACGGAAAAAGAGGAAGCCCCUUCGGAGCAGGAAAGUGUGCCCGAGGAGGACUUUCUCCAGCCGGCCUCGCCAGCCGCAGACCUGAUUCCCUUCCAGGAGUCCGACUCGGACGCCGGUUCCGACAAGGAGAACUGUUUGCCCACCUACCUGGACUUGGACUCUCGUGUCCGUGAAACGGGACAGCCGACCAUCAAUGUUCUGAGAGAAAUUCGUCCAGCCAACUCGGAGCCAAGCAACCUGAAGAGAAGGAAGGCCGUCAGCGAGUGGGAGACCGAGGAGGCCAUCCUGUCCAUCCUGCCCAAGAAGAGCAAGAGUCUGGAUGACUCGGGAGUGGCUGACCUUUUUUCGGACUACGAAUCGUCGUCGUCGAACGAUUCAGACGAGCAGCAGCCGGACGACCCGUCCACCUCGAUGGAGAUCGACCGCAUCACCAGCCUAGUGUCCAUCUUCAGCUUCGGCAGUCUGGCCAACCUGGACGGCAGCACCUCCGGAGGAAAGCUCACCCGGACAGUGUCCACGCCGGACUUGUGCUCGGCGCAAGCCAAGGAGCAGAUCGGUGACUCGUUACAGCAGAGAACAAACUUUAUCGCCAUGACUGUCUGAUCGCGCCGCUGUCUGUCACGUUGUCCGACGCCGGACUGACUGAUUUUUUUUUUAUAUACAUAAAUUAAUUAAUUGUUGUUGAUUAGUUGCCAGUAUUUGAACUUCUCUGUUAAUUUAAAAUUUUCCCCGUCAUGUGAUAUUUGGGACUUUUCCGGAAUUUAAUUAAUGCGCAUCGCCAUUAUUUUUUUAAUUUAUUAUUUCGUCCUCAUGAAUUCAGAAUUAUUGUAUAAUUUUCGUCCGGAAAGUAAAAAUUAAUUGCGGCAGUUUUGUCAAUUUUGAAUGGGGUUUCGUUGUUAGUGAAAUUGUGUUUAGGUAUGCGGGGAGGCCGAAGCGACCGACGCGCUGUUGCUAUUUCCUUUCAACGACAAUUAUUAUAGCCGCUGCGCUGCUUUGCUACCUUUGAUUUCCCCCAGCGUAGCGAACCAACGAGCAAACCUCCCCUGUUAAAAAAGUAUUUGAAAAGAGGUCCAGGUGCAGAGCACGCAAUUGCCACGGCCAAGCGCGCGAGCCAGCCAGCAUCGAACAUUCGAGGACGCAAAACGAAUACACAUAAAUACCUGUCGCGUUUCAAACUCGGAAAACUGUGAAAUCGGGCGGCUCUGUUUUAAGAGCCAUUUAUAGUAGUUGACUAGCUCCUCUCACUGUCUCUGUGCAUAAUAUAUAUAUGAUGGAUUUUAUUAUUUUUAUAUCAAUAAAAAUGAAAAUGGUUAAAAUGAUAA
Neocloeon triangulifer is the source of this 1712-nucleotide messenger RNA. RefSeq lists its product as uncharacterized. NCBI's taxonomy places the organism in Eukaryota, Metazoa, Arthropoda, Insecta, Ephemeroptera, Baetidae. Bases 163 to 993 code for a protein of 276 amino acids. The transcript has a single exon. The record is from RefSeq and is a predicted model, not a curated record.